Hippocampus zosterae (dwarf seahorse) is the source of this 1501-nucleotide messenger RNA. It is a transcript of the gene dhrs7, whose product is annotated as dehydrogenase/reductase (SDR family) member 7. The coding region runs from base 169 to 1176 and encodes 335 amino acids. NCBI's taxonomy places the organism in Eukaryota, Metazoa, Chordata, Actinopteri, Syngnathiformes, Syngnathidae. The transcript has 7 exons. The record is from RefSeq and is a predicted model, not a curated record. Gene Ontology annotation, molecular function: oxidoreductase activity.
AAAAACUACGACUUCCUAUCAUCGACUGCAACAACAGCUCCCAACCGGAAGUGACACAAAGUUCCCCCACUGGGUUGAUUUGGAAACUUAUUUUGCAAGCAGCCCGCGUGACCGAACAUCUAAAACAACGCUCUCUUUAUCAACUGCACAUCGAGCACAUCUGUAGCUAUGGAUUUCUGCGUCGUAGCUAUGCUGUACUACUUAAUAUUACUUUAUAUAUUCAUUCACUUGCUGGCAUUCUUUUUCACCGAUGCAGAUUUCACGUUGCUGUGGGCAAGUCUGCUCGGACGCAAGUCAGAGGUGAAGUUGAAGGGUCAGGUGGUGUGGGUCACCGGAGCAUCCAGUGGCAUUGGAGAGGAGCUGGCCUACCAGCUGGCUCGGUGUGGCUCACGCCUCAUUUUGUCUGCACGCCGUGAGGAUGAGCUGAGGAGGGUGAAACGCCAAUGCUUAGAAUCCUCGAGUCUGAAGGAUGAGGAUAUUCUUGUUCUUCCGCUGGAUUUGUUGGAGAGGACAACUCAUGAGGCCAAAACCCAAGCUGCAAUUGAGUACUUUGGACAUAUUGACAUCCUGGUAAACAACGGAGGCCGAAGCCAGCGAUCUUUGUUCUUGGACACAAGCGUUGAUGUGUACCAAGCUUUGAUGGAGCUCAACUUCCUGGGCACUGUGUCACUCACCAAGCAGGUGCUGCCUCACAUGACGCAGCGCGGCACCGGCGGCAUCGUGACCGUCAGCAGCGUGCUGGGCCUUGCCGGGGCGCCCCUGGCGACAGGAUACGCUGCCAGCAAACAUGCUCUUCAGGGCUUUUUUAAUUCCCUUCGGACCGAGCUCUAUGACUAUCCAAAUAUACUCAUCAGCACGGUGUGUCCAGGGCCUGUGCAGUCAUUCAUAACACAAAAUGCCUUCACUGAAGAUCUGCACAAGCCUAUGACUUCAGCUGGUUACCAGGAACACAAGAUGCCCACUAGCCGCUGUGCAUCUUUAAUACUGGCGGGGAUUGCCAACAACGUCAAGGAAAUGUGGAUUGCACAGCAACCCUUCUUGGCUUUCUACUACGCCUGGCAGUACACCCCCACAUUCGCUUGGUUCGUCACAAACCUCCUAGGCAAGAAAAGGGUGCAGAAUUUCAAAUCUGGUGUGGAUGCAGAUGCCUACUUUACCAAGCCCAAGACCUUAUAAAAAUGGUUUCUGAACCAAUGACUUCAGAUUCUUUUUUUACUUUACAAAGCUUGUUUGGUGCAAAGUGAAAUCUCAGCUUCUUACAAGUCAUUUUAUUAUAUACAGAUAUACAUAUAAAAUGAGCAAUAUGUACAAUACUAUGAUCAUUGUUGAACAAUUAUUUUAAAAGUUGUAAACAAGUUAACUGUAAACAAAUUCCACUGAAAGCAUACAGCAUGACACACCCAAGGCACAUUCUUGAUAUAUUGACAAUAAUUGUAUCGUUUCCCUUUUUAACAGAAAGGUUGGGUCAUUAAAUAUUGUAACAAAUAAAAAAGCUUUAAAA